AUGGAGACACCAAAGAGACACCUUUCCGGUAGUUUGGCCGCUACGGAUAAACACAAUAAAGCACUGGACUCUUGCAUUGGGUAUAUUGAACCAAAAAUCUUUGCGAAUCAAGUACCUGUGUUCACGCGUCCACAGCAACGCCUUCGUCGUCCUUCAAACUCUAUGUCAUGCUCUCCACCUUUAAUCAAUGAAAUGGCAUCACGAACGACAAAUUACAAUACUUCUUACUAUAAUAGUAACAACAAAAAUACUCUUAAUUUAUCAGAGGCCUUAACAACAGCCACCAAGGCAUUUCUUGAUAUUCUUGCGAAGAAUUUACGAAAACUCAAAAAAAAGGAUGGAAAUAAUUCUUAUCUUGUUGACUCGUUUCCGUUAAAUAAACUGUCUGUAAUUGCAUCCAGGAUUUUAGUGAUGAUUGAUGCGGAGAACUUGGGUGACGAACAACUUCGUGCUGAAAUCUCAAGUCUUCUUGGUGGCGAUAGUGGCGGUGGUAGUAAUCUUAUUUCCUAUGAAUUGUUCGAUGAAAUAAUGGAUGCUGCUAAUGCUGCUUUGGAUCUCGCUGAAGACGACAUGAUUGUUAAUAAUGAGCCAGAUGCUAUAUUACCAAUUUAUGAUCGAAAAAAUGUGGAUGAAGCCAAAUUCACGAAUAAUAAUAUCAAUAACGGCACAACCACCAUCAUCAACGGCAACAAGAAUAAUAAUGGCUUGAAUACAUCUAUAGGAGGUGGUGAGAUUCGAGAAGCAUAUCCGAUUCCUUCUGCACCAUUCCUAAGCGAUUUCGGCGAAAUCAAAAUAUUUUAUCCAGUGUUGACUGGUGACCUGGAUAAUGAACAUGAUGACGAAAUUAUGGCAGACUAUUGGGUUGAUCUUGGAUUUGUUGAUGGAUACUCCCCGGUAUUUUACGGAGAUGAUGAGGAGGACCCAAUUAUGGUUUGA
Molecule: messenger RNA, 936 nt
Organism: Ambispora gerdemannii
Lineage: Eukaryota; Fungi; Glomeromycota; Glomeromycetes; Archaeosporales; Ambisporaceae
Source: the annotation of a GenBank genome assembly